This is a messenger RNA of Perca flavescens (yellow perch), 1436 nucleotides long. Its product is annotated as saxitoxin and tetrodotoxin-binding protein 1. The record is from RefSeq and is a predicted model, not a curated record. The coding region runs from base 1 to 1359 and encodes 452 amino acids. The transcript has 12 exons. NCBI's taxonomy places the organism in Eukaryota, Metazoa, Chordata, Actinopteri, Perciformes, Percidae.
AUGAGUGUUGUGAAGAGAGCCGUGCUGCUGACGCUGCUGCUGGCGGCGAUCGGCAGCUCGGCCGCGGCGGGCCCCGAAGACUGCCACGGUGUGAACGUAACGCUGCAAACUAAAGAUAUUCACAAGAUUUUCGGGGACUGGGUCCUGGUCUGGUCCAUCACUGACCACGACCAAGGCAACGCGCUGCUUCAAAACGUCACCAGCUCCCACGUUGAGUUAAGACUCCGCGAUGACAACAAGACGGUCACAUGCACAGUGAGGAACAUGCACACACACCAGGCAUGUGUCACCUACACCAUCAACAUGACGAUGCCCACUGACCCGCUGGACAGCACCAUGAUCAGCUUUCCUGGUUAUCGCAAGUUUUGGAAAACUUCGAGACUGUAUGGCUGCAGCCUGGAGCUUCCCGUCCUUUCAUCUCACGCCGCCCCCGCCUCGAAAACUUCUGUCUUUGGGUCAGUUCCAGUAUGUGUGUGUGUGCGUCUGUGUGUGUUAGCCAUGGAGCAGGACGGACUUCUUGAGGUGUACAAUGAGAGAGCGGCUGUGAAUUUCUUCGAGACCUGCCCCAACUGUCUGUCGAUGGUCUUCAAUGACAGCGCGGGACGAUUCCUGCUCAACUACAGGAAGGAGGGGGAUCACCGGGAUGUUGAGAAGUUGAAAGCAGACCACAGCGAUCACCACAAACUGGCCGCCUGUCUGGGAUUCCCCGCCAACGUCAACCCGUUCAACUACGACGGAGCUGCAGAUUUCUGUCAUAAGAAAUCAUCUGCGGCGAGCCCCGAACACUGCCACGGUCUGAAUGUAACGCUGCAAACAAAAGACAUGCACAAGAUAUUCGGGGACUGGGUCCUGGUCUGGUCCACCACUGACCACGACGGAUACCAAGCGCUGCUUCCAAACGUCACCAGCUCCCACGUCGAGUUUAGACUCCGCGAUGAUAACAAGACGGUCACGUUCACAGAGAGGAACAUGUACACCCACCAGACGUGUGUCACCUACAUCAUCAACAUGACGAUGACCACUGACCCGCUGGAAAGCACCAUGACCACCUUUCCUGGUUCCAUGGAGAAGGAUGGACUUCUUCAGGUGUACAACGGGACAGGAGAUGUGAAUUUCUUCGAGACCUGCCCCGACUUUCUGUCGAUGGUCUUCAAGGACAGCAGGGGACGAUUUCUGUUCAACUACAGGAGGGAUGGGCAUCACCAGGAUGUUGAGAAGUUGAAAGCAGACCACAGCGAUCACCACAAACUGGCUGCCUGUCUGGGAUUUCCCGCCAACGUCAACCCGUUCAACUACGACGGAGCUGCAGAUUUCUGUCAUAAGAAAUCAUCCCCGGAGGUGAAGCCAGAAGUGUCCUGAGUGAAGACGUUGGAGCAAAACAAUCAUAUUUCAGAUAUGACCUCCACCAAUACAAUAAAAGCAAAUACUAAAACCUG